Molecule: messenger RNA, 10465 nt
Organism: Synchiropus splendidus (mandarinfish)
Lineage: Eukaryota; Metazoa; Chordata; Actinopteri; Syngnathiformes; Callionymidae
Gene: col2a1a
Product: collagen, type II, alpha 1a
Exons: 56
Coding region: 4924-9387 (1487 amino acids)
Molecular function (GO): protein binding; extracellular matrix structural constituent
Source: RefSeq, a predicted model, not a curated record
GUGACACACGAGCUUGUUCAUGAGCUUCAUCUGUUUACGUUACGUUAUUUGACAUGGACGUGCUUUGACCUACUUGGAGUGGCCGUGGUCUUCUUCCAGACCCGUCUGGAGGUGCACUGCUCUCUGGGAGUAGGUUGAUGCUGCGAGCCAGCAUGGAUGAGGGGCUGCGCUCUGCGUCCUGGACAGAACACUGCUCUCACCUGCGAGUCUGCAGGGGAUCCCUGCAUUUUUCAGGAGCUGCAAGAUUCCCAGGUGGCGUCCUGACUCCAGGAACCUCACCUCAGGUGAUCCAGUCUCGUCUUAUAAUGGGACAGUCACUCAAGCCUGUGCAGACUUUGGCAGCACAUGUGAGCCUUUGACACGCUUAACUGUAUAGUUUCAGUCCUCAUGAUCUUCAUGACUUUGAUGCGCUCAGAGGGUCUUCGCAUCCUUUGCUUCCUUUCACUGAAUAAUGCUGUUCAUCCGAAGAGGAUAUUAACCUCUGUAGUUUUUAUCUGACCACCAAGAUACCACACUUAAUACCAGACCAGGUGAUAGGAGGCUACGGGAUCAGGACCAAUACAGAUUCCUGUCAGCAGGGUGUGUGAAUUGACUUGCUGUCAUCAAUUCAAGACCGUCUCGGUAGGUUCAGGUGUUUGACUAAGCCAUGGCCUCCCUGCACUGCUUCUGCUGGUCGUACCUUCUCUGUUUUCAGGAGAAAAUGUUUUCCAUUCCUAGGCCAAUGAAUGCCACCUUUGUCCCUUCAUCCUCCAUCUUGUGUGAGAAAGCCCCCCUUGCUGCACUCACCAAGCCUGCACAAACUUAACCUCUUCCCCCCUCCGCCUCACACAGGAAAAGAAACAUACCGGCUCUGGGGCUUUGAUACAGGCGCAGUUAUCUGGUGGCCUGAAUGAAGCAGCGGCUGUAACUGGCCAGUCUGGUGAUGUCUGAGCACAUGCUUGAAUGAAGCGAAAGGCCUAGAUCUGCUACAUUACUACUACUGUGAAAAGGUUGUUGAGUCUAAUGUGAAUCUCAACUGAGAUAUGACUAUAAUGCUUUUUAUCUAGGCAAUGCAUAGCUGUGUAGUGCAUGUGAGUUUGGUGUUCAGGCCUCUGAAUUUUAAUUAUAAUGUGAAAUACUGGAUAAUAGUCUUUCACAAACUCACCUUGUGUCUUGGAAAAUGGUACAGUUGGAGUGAAAAUGGUUUAUGUUGAUGCCUCUUGAGCAAAGUGCGACCUGUGGGCCACAUAAGGUCCUCAUGAGGUGAGUGUAAACUACCAAGCUGAUCAUGUUGAGGGCCUUCUUCAGCAUAUUUGGAUUAUUAUAUAGAGACUAUUUUGUUUGGCUUAAAAAAAAAACUGGUCAUUCUUGGUUCAACUUGAAAUAUAAAGUUAAAAUUACUUAGUUUUCUCUUGUUUUGUUGUAUUCAUUUACGUAAUAAAGUGAAAAAAAAUAUUUUAUGUCAUCUUAAAGUGUUGCGUCUUCAGCUUGUCAUUUACUGUUAAACAAAAGACCUGAAAUAUAUCCAGUGAAGUUACACCUGUUGCUUAUUUUUACAAUGGCAAUACAUUAUGAUGGUUUUAAAACCCUUAUUUGCCAUAUAUGAUCUUCUUUUAGGUUCAUUUUUUUAGCUUUUUGCCUUCAUAUUGAGGCUCUUUUUAGCUUUUACCUUGAUAUUGAGGCUCUUUUUCUUUAUUCCUUCGGUUUUUUGACAGCAUGGCACAACAUUCUCACUGUAGAAUGUGGCCCCCUAGGGAAUGUAGUUGCCCACCCCCUGUGUUAAUGUGACAGUCCAUGUUGGAAGUGUCCUAUAAUACACAACCUUGCCUCAAAUAUUUGUUUUUUCUUCUUUAUAUUAGUUGAAACAAGACGUACGGCGUUCAUUUUUGGACUGCUUCCCGGUGACACAAAUUUUAGCAAAAAGGAUCAGCUUCAGUUGAACACAAUCUUUUGACAGGGUUUCAGCAACCGCAAAAUGGGUUCAGUGUGAAUUUCUGAUGUGGCAGCGACAAAUCUACCUGACUUCCAAGUGGAAGACCCCGUUGUCCUUCAAUGGGAGUGGUGGCUAUUGAUGUGGCAAAGAAAGGAGCAGUUGCUGUUGUAGAAAACUGAAUUUCCAGAUUCAUAUCUGCGGGACUCAGUAGAACAUAUUGAGUGGUGAGUGAGUCACUCUCAAGGGCCGGGUACCGAAGUGGUUUAUGUAUAAACGAUAACAGCUCAUUAUAGCAACAGCCCUCUGUUUAUUCUGCCCCAGACCUCAAGACGAGAAUAACCAGGUUGUUGUAGCUGCGCACCAUUCCCUUCUAAUAAAGUAGUAGGCGCUAGUAAAGAAUUAUUCAUCACAAGUGUUUACCUCCUUCUGACUGGACCCUGUUAACCUACUGGGCCCGUGUUAAGCACUGAUGAUGCUCUGACUGUGCUCAUACCCAGACACCCUCUAGACCCCAGGAGCCUCUCUCCUCCCGUACAGUCAGGAAGGAUCACCCCCAUCUCUGCCAUCUCCUCUGGUCACACUCCAACCAACCCCCCCUGCUCCGUCCGUCCAGGUUCCACACCCUUCCUCACCCACCAACCCCCAUCCUCACCAUGGAGCUAUCCCACUGCCUUGCCAUCUCACAGCAUUCCGCGGGCCCUGCACACAGAGGCCUAUUGUAUGUACAGAGAGACGGCAAAAGUCAGUAUACAGUCCCAGCAGCAGAGAAAAAGGCUGCGCACUGAUGAAGUGGCCUCAGUGUUGCCUCUGGACACCAAUGAAGUCUUUAAGAUAUAUUUUUAUCAGCUGUCCUUCAGCUAAGACGGGCACCGCUGAGAAGGGAUGUCUCAUGUGCCUUUGAAAAGGAGUCAGAUGAAGCCUUCUAUUGGUAUUUUGUCACUUGUUUUUGAAGUAUUUAAGCUUGCAUUCAAUGUAUUGCUCAAACAGCAGGAUUGCAAAGCAAAGAAGCAUUUACCAAAGAGCUGGAGAAUUUAUGUCCCCAACCUCCAUGUGACAAUGACUUGGCCCGAGACAGCAAACUGACCGAGUGAGGCUGUUUACCCUUUCUGUUGUCAAAGAUUAUUAGUUCAGCUGGUAAACUGGCUGUUGAAAUUCCUGGGAUGUUGAAACUGUACACCUGAAUUCAGCUGGUGCGCUAUCAGGAAAACAUCUAGAUGGAGUGGAGGGUGUCUUAUUCUUUUGUGGGUCUUCUGGUGGGAAGAAAAGCAUUGAGAUUUCCGAUCAGUUCACAUUUGAUAUCUUGUAAGGCUUAGGGUGAAGAAGCCACGUCCCAAACACCAGCUGUCACAAUGGCUUUCCUUCAGCAAGUUGCUCCUUUAGAUGCCUUCGGAGGUGGCGCUUCUUCCCGUGGAAAGUUGCUAGCUCAGGUGUUUUAAGAAUCUAUUCAGGAUGUCAGCUGUUCCGCUUCUCUUGAGUGGUUUUCAGUGAUUUAUUGUGUGCUAGAGUUUUGUUCUUGCUGGGAAUUGUCUUUGGGAAUGGUGGGAAUAGAUGGAUCAUAUACAGGGAAAGGAGAACCAUUUGUCCUGUAUUAGUUUAGAUUUGUUUCUUGCUGCUUUUCUAUCCAUCUUCAUCUUGGCAGACUGCAGUCAAGAUGGUGAGGCUGAAAUCUUUCUUUGCUGUAUGUGGAAUGAGGGGGGUGCUGUGGUGGGUCACGACCCUGGAAUUACUGUGCCUUUUUACCAAACAAAGACUUGCUUUCAACCCGUCUCACCUGCCUCAUCCACUACAGAGGGAUCCAGGAUAAGAUCGCUGUCAUUAUCACUCACGUUUUUCAAGGGUAGAUGGAGAUAUUUUCCGGGAAUGCAACAAAACCCUGACUGAAGUGAAACCGAUAACCGAUAUGUAAAAAUCGACUCAGUUUAUUUGCAAAACUGCAUCUUGUAUCUAUUCACCCGGAGCUUUUUACUGCUUUGACAGACUACUGUAAAUGGUCUUUGUCCAAACACACAAGCAUCUAAACCGGACUGUCAUGAGUUUGAAGACCUGAACUACAGGACUGGUCCACUGAAAAUCUAAUUGUGUUUCACAGUCUGAUGAUUAAUCCAUAAUCCAGCAGCUAGACCAAAACAGGAGCACCCAGCUGACCCAUUCCAAGUUCCCACCGUUUUUUGUGUCUUGUGAUCGUGUGAACUUUGUAUUUUGUUUAACAAACGUGUUUCGAGUACAGUGCUUUAGUUCACUGAUUUAUAAUUCAUCUUAUUCCUUUUCAUUUUAACGCAGAUUUUGGUAGUAAAUAUUUGAUGUCAUUCAUAUAUAAUCCAUUUCAUUUCAUGAACCUUAUGAGCUUCAACAUUGCUUUAAACUGGGUAGUUACAUUGUAGUAACCGGUAUCUUACCUUCUAAAAAAGUUCAAUGUGUUAUUUGCUGUGUGGAGCAUCACAGAAAGACUGAGAUAUGUGUCCAAGGGCGCAAUAACUUUAUGGGUUUAUGCAGGCCGUCCACUUGAUACUUCCUGCAUAACACUGAUGCUUUGAAGGUUCCAGGCCCAUAGACACAAUCAUUGGGUCAAAGAAAGGCCCCCUGCCUGCUUCCAUUUUUAAUGUGGAAGUGAUGGUGCAUUUCUUGGCCCGGCCAGGCAGGUCAAGGGAGGAAGGAGGGUCAGAGUUAAAAAAAAAAAAAAUCCCUGGGAGAGUGGAUGCAGCUGAAUUGAGGGGAGGGAGGUGAGGUUCAGGUUUCAGCUCGACUGGGGGUCUGGGGGAAGGACUGGUAUUUUGGAAUAUACGAAGAUCCAAAGAAGGCACAGUGGACAUAAAACCGCGGUGCUUGCCCUGACGCGGUGGGUGCAGAGAGCCAGCUGGGGCCCCGCGGUGGAUUCCACUUAGACUUUGGAGGGUUUGACUGCAUGGUGCCAUUAGUCUCUGGGAGCUCACACUUGACACAGCACUGACUGAGCUCGCCCGACUCCAUCACUUCAUCUCUCACCCGAGCUAUUGCAUGUCUAAUAUUUAGACAUGUUCGGCUUUGUGGACUCAAGGACAGUUCUGCUACUUGUAGCAUCCCAACUUGUUUUACUAUCCGUCGUCAGGUGUCAGGAAGAAGACGACCAGGAGGCAGGUGGCUGCAUCCAGGACGGCCAGCAGUAUAAUGAUAAGGAUGUGUGGAAGCCAGAGCCGUGCCGAAUCUGUGUGUGUGACACCGGAGCGGUUCUGUGCGAUGAGAUAAUCUGCGAGGAGAUCAGGGAGUGCGCCAACCCUGUCAUCCCAUCUGGAGAGUGCUGUCCCAUCUGCCCCGCUGACGCCACUGCCCCCACUGAGACACUCGGCGCUAAGGGGCAGAAAGGCGAACCUGGAGAGAUCGCAGAUGUUGUAGGACCAAGAGGACCAGCGGGCCCCAUGGGCCCACCAGGAGAGCAGGGAGCACGAGGACCAGCUGGAGCUAAGGGAGACAAGGGAAACGUUGGACCGCGAGGAAGAGAUGGUGAACCUGGUAUUCCUGGAAACCCUGGACCUGCCGGCCCACCUGGACCACCUGGCCCACCAGGCCUUGGCGGGAACUUUGCUGCUCAGAUGGCGACAGGCUUUGAUGAGAAAUCUGGAGGUGCUCAGAUGGGUGUGAUGCAAGGACCGAUGGGUCCAAUGGGUCCCCGUGGUCCCCCGGGACCUUCUGGAGCACCUGGGCCCCAGGGUUUCCAAGGUGGCCCAGGUGAGGCUGGAGAGCCUGGCCCUGCUGGAUCUAUGGGACCUCGUGGACCACCUGGCCCUUCAGGAAAACCAGGAAGUGAUGGUGAGGGUGGAAAGCCUGGCAAAGCUGGUGAACGUGGACCUGCUGGGCCUCAGGGAGCUCGUGGUUUCCCUGGAACUCCUGGUCUUCCUGGAAUCAAAGGACACAGAGGUCACCCUGGUCUGGAUGGAGCAAAGGGAGAGACUGGUGCUGCAGGAGCCAAAGGUGAAACUGGAGCAGCAGGAGAGAAUGGUGCUCCUGGUCCUAUGGGUCCUCGUGGUCUGCCUGGUGAGAGAGGUCGUACUGGAGCUGCUGGUGCUGCUGGUGCCCGUGGAAACGAUGGAUUGCCUGGUCCUGCUGGCCCACCUGGGCCUGUUGGUCCUGCUGGAGCACCUGGUUUCCCUGGAUCCCCUGGAGCCAAGGGAGAAGCCGGUCCUACUGGAUCCCGUGGAGCAGAAGGACAACAGGGACCUCGUGGAGAGGCUGGAACCCCAGGAUCUCCUGGACCUGCUGGAGCAUCGGGCAACCCUGGAACUGAUGGUAUCCCCGGAGCUAAGGGAUCUGCUGGUGCUGCUGGUAUUGCUGGUGCCCCUGGAUUCCCUGGCCCACGUGGACCACCUGGACCGCAGGGAGCCACAGGUCCUCUGGGGCCAAAGGGACAGUCUGGAGACCCUGGUCUUCCUGGAUUCAAAGGUGAAGCCGGACCUAAAGGAGAGCUUGGUCCCGCUGGUCCUCAAGGUCCACCCGGCCCUGCUGGGGAGGAGGGAAAGAGAGGCGCCAGAGGUGAGCCAGGUGCUGCUGGCCCACUUGGACCACCUGGAGAGAGAGGAGCUCCUGGAAACCGUGGUUUCCCAGGUCAGGAUGGUCUUGCUGGUGCUAAGGGUGCCCCUGGUGACCGUGGUGUUCCUGGUGCUGCUGGGCCUAAGGGCAGUACUGGUGACCCAGGGCGCACAGGAGAGGCUGGCCUUCCCGGAGCAAGAGGUCUCACUGGUCGCCCUGGAGACGCUGGUCCUCAAGGAAAAGUUGGGCCCUCUGGUGCUGCUGGUGAAGAUGGUCGCCCCGGCCCUCCUGGCCCUCAGGGGGCUCGUGGACAACCCGGAGUGAUGGGAUUCCCUGGACCAAAAGGAGCCAACGGUGAGCCAGGAAAGACUGGAGAGAAGGGUCUUGUUGGUCGUCCUGGACUGAGGGGUCUGGCUGGAAAAGAUGGUGAGACUGGAGCUGCUGGCCCUCCUGGACCUGCUGGACCUGCUGGAGAGAGAGGAGAGCAAGGACAGCCUGGACCUUCUGGAUUCCAAGGCCUGCCUGGACCCACAGGAGCCCCUGGAGAGGCUGGCAAACCUGGAGACCAGGGUGUUCCUGGAGAGGGCGGUGCUCCUGGUGCUGUUGGUGCUAGAGGUGAACGUGGUUUCCCUGGCGAGAGAGGUGGUGCUGGACCUCAGGGUCUUCAGGGACCUCGUGGACUUCCUGGAACACCCGGAAGUGAUGGACCCAAGGGUGCUAUUGGACCUGCUGGAGCCCCAGGAUCUCAGGGACCCCCUGGUCUGCAGGGUAUGCCUGGAGAGAGAGGUGCCGGUGGCAUUUCCGGACCCAAGGGAGACAGAGGAGACAACGGACAGAAGGGACCUGAGGGAGCUCCUGGAAAAGAUGGUUCUCGAGGUUUGACUGGUCCCAUUGGUCCGCCAGGCCCAUCUGGACCCAACGGCGCCAAGGGAGAGACUGGACCCAGUGGACCUAAUGGUGCUCCUGGAUCCCGUGGUGCACCUGGAGACCGUGGUGAGGUUGGUCCUCCUGGUCCCGCUGGAUUUGCUGGACCUCCUGGUGCAGAUGGUCAGCCUGGUGCGAAGGGAGAGCUUGGAGAGAGUGGACAGAAGGGAGAUGGAGGUGCUCCUGGACCACAGGGACCUUCUGGAGCCCCCGGACCUGUUGGACCCACUGGUGUAUCUGGACCUAAAGGAGCACGUGGAGCUCAGGGAGCACCUGGUGCCACUGGUUUCCCUGGUGCUGCUGGCCGAGUUGGAGCUCCUGGUCCAAAUGGCAACCCUGGUGCUGCUGGACCCGCCGGUCCUGCUGGUAAAGACGGACCGAAAGGUACUCGUGGAGAUGCUGGACCACCUGGAAGAGCUGGAGAUGCUGGACUUCGUGGACCUGCUGGGCCUCAGGGAGAGAAGGGAGAGCCUGGCGAGGACGGACCUCCUGGCCCAGAUGGACCUUCUGGCCCUCAGGGUUUGGCCGGAUCCAGAGGAAUCGUCGGUCUGCCUGGUCAGCGUGGAGAGCGAGGUUUCCCUGGUCUUCCAGGACCUUCUGGAGAGCCUGGCAAACAGGGAGCACCUGGUUCUUCUGGCGACCGUGGACCUCCUGGACCAGUUGGACCCCCUGGACUCACUGGACCCGCCGGAGAGACUGGAAGAGAGGGCACCCCUGGAUCAGAUGGACCUCCUGGUAGAGAUGGAUCCACUGGUGUCAAGGGAGAGAGAGGCAACACUGGACCUGCUGGUGCUCCUGGAGCUCCCGGAGCCCCUGGUAGUCCUGGACCAGUUGGACCACUUGGCAAACAGGGAGACAGAGGAGAGGCUGGAGCACAAGGACCUGCUGGACCUCCUGGACUGGCCGGUGCCAGAGGAAUGGCUGGCCCCCAAGGACCUCGUGGUGAUAAGGGAGAGGCUGGUGAGGCAGGCGAGAGGGGACAGAAGGGUCACCGUGGUUUCACUGGUCUUCAGGGUCUCCCUGGACCUCCUGGCCCCGCUGGAGACUCCGGAGCAGCCGGACCUGCUGGACCUAGUGGAGCUAAGGGACCGCCUGGAUCAAGUGGACCUGCUGGUAAAGAUGGAGCUAAUGGACAGGCCGGACCUAUUGGACCUCCUGGACCCCGUGGGCGAUCUGGAGAAGCUGGCCCUGCUGGUCCUCCUGGUAACGCUGGACCUCCUGGUCCUCCCGGUCCUCCUGGACCUGGCAUCGACAUGUCUGCCUUUGCCGGCCUCGGUCAGACCGAGAAGUCCUCCGACCCACUCAGGUACAUGCGGGCCGACGAGGCCUCCAGCUCCCUCAGGCAGCACGACGUGGAGGUGGACUCCACGCUCAAGUCGCUGAACAACCAGAUCGAGAACCUGCGCAGCCCCGACGGCACCCAGAAGAACCCAGCUCGCUCCUGCCGGGACCUCAAGCUGUGCCACCCUGACUGGAAGAGCGGUGACUACUGGGUGGACCCCAACAUCGGCUGCACUGCUGAUGCCAUCAAGGUCUUCUGCAACAUGGAGACCGGAGAGACAUGUGUCUAUCCAAGCAUCGCCAAGGUUCCCAAGAAGAACUGGUGGAGCAGCAAGAGCAAGGACCGCAAGCACGUCUGGUUCGGAGAGGCCAUGAACGGAGGCUUCCACUUCAGCUACGCUGAUGACGGCCCCGCCGCCAGCGUCCAGCUCACCUUCCUCAGGCUCCUGUCCAAUGAGGCGUCCCAGAAUCUGACGUACCACUGCAAGAACAGCAUCGCCUACAUGGACCAGAGCACAGGCAACCUGAAGAAGUCUCUGCUGCUGCAGGGCUCCAACGAUGUGGAGAUCCGGGCUGAGGGCAACAGCCGCUUCACGUACAGCGUGUUGGAGGACGGCUGCAAGAAGCACACAGGCCGGUGGGGCAAGACUGUCUUCCAGUACAAAACACAGAAAACCUCCCGCCUGCCGAUCGUGGACAUUGCUCCCAUGGACAUCGGAGGAGCCGACCAGGAGUUCGGAGUGGACCUAGGCCCCGUCUGCUUCUUGUAGACUGGAAUAUCACCCAAGCCCCCAGAAUAACAGGAAACGUAUAAACUCCUCCAUGUAAAGCAGAAAACACUCCACGAUCACGAAGACUGGAAAUAGCAAAGAAAUUGGAUUUUCACAGCAAAGUGCUCUCCGUAGUUGUACUCCCUGGAUGUUAGCACUGAUGGGCACCGGCAAUAUCUGUGCAUCCUCCCAGCAUUCUCUGUCAACCCACUCCUGAUGGACGGGAACCAGUCGGAGCCGGGAGGACGAGGGACCAGUUAUGAACAUGAGUAUUUAUUGUCCAGCGCGAGUGGACAGAGCUGAGGUAGGACUGGACGGGUUCAUUUCGGAAGUCAGAGAAGCCCAUUUCCACUACAGAGUCGCCGCACAACUCUGUACCAGUCCUACUCCAACUCCCUCCCAGUGUCCUUCCUGUCAUUCUGAAUCAGUGUAAACCAAAAGCAAAGUAAAAUACCAGUGAAACCAAGCAGGAGCCGAAACUUUCCUGUGUAUGAUAUAAAUCCUUGGUUCUAUUGUUGUAAAGGUUCAUGUUUAUAAGCGACCAGAGAUGUGUAAAUCCACAUGAUGUGUGUACAUGUGUGUGUGCGCAAGCUUGUUUUGAGUGAGGUUACAUGAAGAAUCGAGGUUCCUCUACCCAUCAGAUUUCAACCCCCCCCUCACCCCUCGUCCCUCUAACUCAUUUUCACUGUCGUCAUCCAGAUUGUUGAAAGCUACCUCACGCUUCAAAACAAGGUGAAAUAUGGAGAUACAAUCUGAGCUCACCUAAUUCUGGCUCAGGUGGAGCUGAACGGCCUCUUUACUUUAGGUUGCUCUCUUUUCAGAUGGUGCUGUGAGUUCUGUAAGUCCACCCAAAACACCCCCCGCCCCUUUCCCUUAACUCCCACUAGCCUCACACCACACACUCACACACCACCCUGCAGGAGGGGGGAGUCUCACAACGAAGGACGGACGGAGGUCGCUGAGGGAGAAACAGCCAGGGUGGGAUGUCUCUGUGUGCGUGAGGGCAUGUACAUUUUUAAAUUAAUUUUAUUAUGAUUUUUCUUUUUGGUUUUUAUUUUGUUACACUUCUUAUUGAUGU